Paramecium primaurelia is the source of this 979-nucleotide messenger RNA. Lineage: Eukaryota; Ciliophora; Oligohymenophorea; Peniculida; Parameciidae. The record is from the annotation of a GenBank genome assembly.
AUGGAUAAUAAAUUGAGAAGUGUUGUUUAGUUUUCUCUAUACACUCUUUUAUUUUCAGUUAAAAAUACAAUGGAUUUUGGCUAAAGAAUAGAAUAUACACUCUAUGUAUAAAUUUAAUUUGAUUAGGCUAUUUAUUUAAUAAGUUGUUUAUUAUCCUAUUAUUAUCUAUCAAAGUUUAUUAAAACAUAUUGUAAAAAAUCUAACUAAAUGUAUAAAUAUAUGUAAAGAAUGAAGAUAAACAUUAACCAAGAUACUUUUAAUAACUUUAAUAUUAAAUUGUUUGCCAUUACAAUAUCUAUUAGGUGAUUAAUUUCAAUAGAUAUAUCGAGAUUAUACUGAAUUGAUUAAUCAAACUAUCUUAUUUUACACAUGGUUAGAGAUGUUUGAGCAAUAAAAGAAAAAAGAGAAUGUUGAAUAAUAAUCUAUUAAGCCUAUAUCUAUAUUUAAAGUACUAUUUUGUUUUGGUUAUCAAAUAAAUUCAGGUUUAGAAAUAAUAAAUCGUAAUGUAAUUCUAAUUGUAGAUUGAUUAUUUUAGAUAUAUUAAAAGGAAAGAGAAUAUUAAGUGCUUUUAGGAUUGGAAUUACUUUAUGGAGUAGUAUUUCUAUUUUAAUAUGGCUUAUAUAUAAAAUAUUAUUAAAUAAGAGAUGUUAAAACUAGUGCUAAUUUCAAAUAGCAUGAUCCCUUUGAUGAUGAAUUAGCAGAUUCAAUACCAAAUGAAAAUGAUAAAGAAAUUAUGGUUUAUGAUUUUUUCAGAUAUUCUGUUAUUGCAUGCUUAGGAUUGAUUAUAAACACAAUAGUGAAGGUUUAUUAAUAUGAAAGAUCAAGUAUGAGUUAUUUAAAAUAAACUGGAAUUAUUGUGGUUUAUAUAAUAUUUGUUUCAAAUUUGAUUUAAAUUGCUGAAGAUAAACAAAUAGAACAUAAAAGUUUUUUGGAAUUGAGUAAUAAAUAAACUGAAAAUGAUGAUCCCUUAUAGAUUUGA